Molecule: messenger RNA, 2499 nt
Organism: Culex pipiens pallens (northern house mosquito)
Lineage: Eukaryota; Metazoa; Arthropoda; Insecta; Diptera; Culicidae
Product: irregular chiasm C-roughest protein-like
Exons: 5
Coding region: 1574-2419 (281 amino acids)
Biological process (GO): cell-cell adhesion
Cellular component (GO): cell-cell junction
Molecular function (GO): cell adhesion molecule binding
Source: RefSeq, a predicted model, not a curated record
UGAUUUAGUUUGAUUUCUUGCUUGCGCGGAACGUGACGUGUGUGUGACCCCGUAGAACCUGCUGCGCGCGGAACGUCGUCGUGGAGUCCGCGAAAGGGUGUUUUUUUGCAGAAGAAAAUCGCGGAUUUUUUCGCGUCGUCCGGGAGCUCAUUUGCUGCGGGGUUCUGAGGAAGUUCCGGAGCGAACGUCCGGAUUGGGUGGCCGCAGAUUGGGCGAUGCCGCAGGUGGAUCCGGAUUAUUGGUGAUAAACUGGGAGUGUGGGGGGAAAGGUGGUGUGUUCCGGAAGAUCCACCAGUGUGAAUGGCAGGCCGCUUCCGGCAGUGUUACACUAGCGUACGAGGCGGUUCGUGUCGGAAGUGAUACCGAAUCAGCGCGUUGUGCCAGAGAUAAACAGGAAAAGCCCGCGCGAAAGAAGGGCGAAUCCCACCGAUUGUGGGGCACGCUAGGUGUGAAAACAAGUUGGUACAACUCUGUAACGCCAGCUCCACCCCCACCUGGUGGCGCUAGGGUGAAAGUGUGGCCAUCCGGAAGAAGAUCCGCGGGUAGAGAGACGGGGAGCACCUGGGAAGUGAUAAUUAUGUUGAUUGCAUAAAAAAGAAAAACAACGAGUGAGCCGCCCCCGAAAAAAAGAUAAAAACCGUGGGAGCGCCCCUCGCCCCCAAAAAGCCGUGAGAAAUAAUAUUUAUCGAAAGCUUACACCUGAUGAAUUAAUAAUUGCAUUUUAAUUAACAAUAUGGUGAAUUAUUUUGUCCGGAUUUAAUCAUUUCGCACUGGUGAAGCGACCCUGAAGAGAGAGAGGCGUGUUGGAAAUUUGCGCCUCACCGGAUUCACGAUCCAGAAGAAGGGGGUUGUGCUAUUUUGUUUCACUUCCGGGCGGGUGCCGUGGCGCCCGGAUUGUUGUCACCGGUCCAGUGCAGCGGAACGGGGAUUAUGAAAAUUGAAUAAUUAAGCUCGUUUUAGGCCGCGCUGGAAAAGCAGAGCCUCGUGAAAACAAACAAGGCUCUCAUUGUGAAAAGUGUGCUGUCCCCGCAGGAAGAGCCCCCCAGUGCAAAAAUAAAAAUUAAAACGCGGCCACAAUCGAUGAAAAAUUUAUGAUAAUCAUAAUCAUUGUGAAAAUAUGCAGUGAAAAUUGGCGCGUUGAAUUAUUGAUCGCCGAAGCCGAGAUUAAUGCCAAUUUUUCCGUGCCCGGAAAAGCCGGAAACCAGGCGGUGGCCGGAAGCGACGUGGCGAGCAGAUUAACCCUCGAAUGUCCGAGGUCGUCCCCGGGGGAAGAGUGAGCAGUGUGUGCUGAUUGAUAUAAUAUGGUUUUGUGAGUUAUCGGCGCCCAAAAAUCGCGAGUGCGAAAAUCUCCUUGCGAGCGAAUCAUUCGAAUCCAAUAAAAUAAAAUUUAAUUAAUUGUAGUGCGUGAGCCAAGUGAGUGAGAAUCCUCCGAGGGGGGAGCCGAGGUGCCCAGCGUGCUUUUAAUUGGUGUGUGUGUGUGGGUGGCGUCGUCCAGUGUCCAGCUUGCAUUGCUGGAUUUUUAAUUGACUCCUCGCGUCGAGGAGGGAAAAGAGUGGAAAUCCCCCCUCCACCAAUGAAAAACAGUAUCAUCACAACCAGCGGCCGCCGAUUUCCACGACCAUAUGCAGCGAUGGAUUUCCGGAGCGGAAUUUUAACGAUUAUUUACGUUUUCACGAUACUGGUGACGGCCCACAGUACCGUCGCCCGGGCAGAUGAAAAUCUGGACACGCGGGAAGGCGAAACGUUGACCCUCAAGUGCCGCUUCGGCGAGCAGCAGUCGACGAACGACUUCACCUACUACUGGGCCCGGUGGACGACGGCCAACAAGUUCGACAACGUGGCCAUCAACAACGUGCAGCUGAACACAAAUUACCGAAUCGACUUUCGGCCGGACAAGGGAGUGUACGACCUGCACAUCUCCAACACGUCCUACGGCCGGGACAACGGGCGGUUCGAGUGCCGCAUCAAGGCGAGCGGGACGGGCGCGGACGUGCACCAGGAGUACUACAAUCUGACGGUGCUGACGCCCCCGCAGCCGCCCCUGGUAGCGCCGGGGACGAUCGCCGUCGCCACCGAGGACAAGAAGCUGGACCUGACCUGUUCGAGCAUCGGCGGCUCGCCGGAUCCGACGAUAACAUGGUAUCGAGUGGGGUCGAAUAGCCCUCUCCAGGCGCCGAUUAAUCGCGGUGGAUCGAAGGACCUGCAGACGACGAGUACGCUGUCGGUGUUGCCCCGGCGGGAGGAUGACGGGGCCAAGUAUCGGUGCGUCGUGUGGAAUCGGGCCAUGCCCGAAGGACACCGGCUGGAGACGGUCGUGACGCUGUCUGUUAACUGUAAGUGCAACUUCUACACAUCUUUAGUCGAUUACGAUAAGUAUUCUCAAACAACAAUUAAAUUUCACAAACUUUUACAAAGUUAAUUUAACGAAAACGCACCCAAAGCAAGUCUCCUGAAACUCCAAGACAUUUUCUUCAAUUUUUUGAGUGAAUUACCAUGUAC